Messenger RNA from Suillus subalutaceus, 938 nucleotides. Its product is annotated as RNA polymerase III subunit Rpc25-domain-containing protein. Gene Ontology annotation, biological process: DNA-templated transcription; transcription initiation at RNA polymerase III promoter. The record is from RefSeq and is a predicted model, not a curated record. Gene Ontology annotation, cellular component: RNA polymerase III complex. NCBI's taxonomy places the organism in Eukaryota, Fungi, Basidiomycota, Agaricomycetes, Boletales, Suillaceae. The transcript is spliced from 6 exons. The coding region runs from base 80 to 748 and encodes 222 amino acids.
UCAUGACUCUUCCACCACAUUUUUACUUCAAGUAGGUCGUUCACUAUAGAAGGACCUUCAGAUACAGGCUACUGAAGACAUGUUUGUCCUAUCCAUAAUAAAAGAUACCAUUGCAAUUCUGCCAGCAAACUUUGGUGUGCCUCCAGCACAAGCUCUCAUUGCUGAAAUAAACAAAAAGUAUGCCAAUAGAGUCCUCCACGACGUAGGGCUGUGUAUCUGCGCGUUUGAUCUAGUGGAAGCGGGUGAAGGCAAAGUACGAUACGGAGAUGGGUGUUUAUGGUAUAAAGUCAGAUUCAGAAUGGUUGUUUUUCGACCAUUCGCAUCGGAAGUGAUCCUUGCUAAAGUGAAGUCAUCAGACGAAGACGGCAUUCGAUUGAGCGUAGGAUUUUUCGACGAUAUCUAUGUGCCUUUAGCAUAUCUACCACAACCAUCUGCCUUUGACCCAAAUGAGCGUGCUCAUUUCUGGCUACCAGACUCAGAAGCAACAACCCCGCACGAACUUUUGGAAUCUGCAACAGCAGACCGGAUGUACAUCGACCAAGGGGAAGUAGUACGGGUUCGCGCUGAGGCUGAUGAAUUUUACGACGACGAACCUGGUCCGCCAAAAGCAUCGGAGGGUGUCGCAGUAAAACGAGAGGCCCGGCGCGCACCAUAUAGCAUGAUUUGCUCCAUUGCAGAACAGGGACUUGGGCCUGUCCCGUGGUGGAAGAGCGCGCAGCCUGAUGGCGAUGCUAUGGACGAGGCAUGAUUCGCUUCCUCCAUUCUGCUUUCAAUUGCAAUGAUAUUCCAACGUGCAUUGACACUAGCACACGAUUUCAACAUUAUCACACAUUGUUACGCCUGACGUGGGGGACCAAGCCGUCGUCUCGCGUGUGUUUGCGCCAACAGGUCUUCCUGAAGAGCCGGCGUGUGGAACCGCGCACUCGUUGCUCGUACAU